Coregonus sp. 'balchen' is the source of this 8488-nucleotide messenger RNA. The record is from the annotation of a GenBank genome assembly. Lineage: Eukaryota; Metazoa; Chordata; Actinopteri; Salmoniformes; Salmonidae.
GUGACCGGUAGCUUGGAUGACUGCGCUUGUGAUGUGGAGGCAAUUGAUGCCUUCAACAAUGAGCGACCCUUGCCCAAACUUCAGAAGCUGCUUAAGUCCGUCUAGUUCUGAUUUUAUAGACUGUCAUUUCAUGUGUCCCAACUAUGUCAUCCCUGAUCAUAUAUCUGUAUGUCUUUCUUUACUAGGUGAACCUGAAUAAGCCUUGUUCAUUCUGGACAGACAAAAGCCUCUGUGGACAUAGGAACUGUGCCGUGAUACUGUGCACACCAGUGAGUAUCUUUCAAACAUAGGCCUUCCUCUCUCACUGACCAAAUAUUGACUCAAGUUGGGUUAAGAUUGUACUCCUGUUCCACAGAAUGAGGUUCCAGAGGGAGUGAAAACAAAUGUCCACCACAAUAAGGGAAUAUAAUUGGGAACUUCAUGAAGGGGAAGUACUUGAAAUGAUUAGGAGGGUCAUAUCACAUAGCUACUGUAGUUCACUUUGGCAAUUUAGAUGGGCUAAAAUAGUUGAAUUAUUGGUGUGUGUGUGUCUGUGUGUGUAAGCAGUACUUAGCAGAAGUGAACAACCACGAUAGUGAGAAGGCUGAGAAGCUUGGAGUGGUGGACAGCUCCUCAGGUAAAUCACGAGCUCUAUGCAGAGUCUGAGGUAGCAUUACUACACACUACAUAGCCCCCCCUUUUGUUGGACCAAUAGCUUGAUAUCCCUGUGGUUGUUUCUCUGUGUAGUGAGGAGACCAGGCAGUCCCUCCUGGAAUAGAACAAGCACGAUGACGAGGCAAAGCGCUUCUGUGUGAUUGAUGGUAAGCUAACCAUGUUCUCUUCUCAGUGAAGGAUUUUUAAACUCGUUCAAAGUUUAAGUAAAAAUUAUAUUUUAAAAAAAUCACACUUGUCCAAAUAGCUGUGACAGACAGCUGGACUAUUUGUGCAUGUGGCAACAGCUUUUUUCACUCAAGAGGGAUGUCAAAUCUUUCACCUUCUUAGCAUCCUCAUGUGCUGUAGGCUACAGUAUCCUGUAGGCUACAGUAUAGUAGAAUGUAUUAAACAGACACAUCCUCUUAAUUAAGGUUAGAUGAGGAUGAGGAAUCUCCUGAUUCCCAGUAUGUAGAUCUACUGUUGAAUCCAGAGCACUUCACAGGAUACAAAGGGCCAGAAGCCUGGCAAAUCUGGAACAGCACCUAUGAGGAGAACUGCUUAAAGUGAAUAGGUCGUUAUAAAUGCUUAUUAAUGCUUUAUAAAUGUCAUACGUGCUUAUAAGUUGUAAAGCUUAUAAAUGUUCAUAAAUGCUGCCCUUGAAUAUGAAUCAGUUGCCUCUUAAACAAUGAAUCUGUAGUGUAAUUUAAAAUGUUGGAUUUUUACAGUAGGCAACAAUAUGAAUUUCCUCAGACCAUACACUGUGAAGCGGACUUUAAAUCCUAUGGUAUCUUACAGUCGUAAAUUAACAUGAUUUACCCACUGUAGUACAGUUGGUAAACAGGUCCUUCAGUCUCCCAAAAGCCCUAUCAGCCUCAGCAGACCACUGCAAGCGCACCGGACCUCCCUUUAGAAGAGACGUUAUGGGAGCUGCCACCUGUCCAAAACCCCGGAUUAACCUCCUGUAGUAAUUCGCAAAGCCCAAGAACCGCUGCACCUUUUUAACAGUGGUUGGAGUUUGCCAAUUACGCACGGCCGACACACGGUCAACCUCCAUCUUUACCCCUGACGCAGACAACUGAUAACCCAAAAAGGAGACAGACUCCUGGAAAAACAGACAUUUCUCUGCCUUGACAUAUAGGUCAUGCUCCAACAAUCUCCUCAACACUCGGCGCACCAGGGCUACAUGCUCGGCUCGGGUAGAAGAAUACACCAGAAUGUCGUCAAUGUACACGACCACUCCCUGCCCCUGCAUAUCCCGGAAGAUCUCAUCAACGAAGGAUUGGAAGACUGAAGGAGCAUUCAUUAACCCGUAUGGCAUGACGAGAUACUCGUAAUGACCCGAGGUGGUACUAAAUGCUGUCUUCCAUUCGUCUCCCUCCCUAAUACGCACCAAGUUGUAUGCGCUCCUGAGGUCCAAUUUUGUGAAGAACCGCGCCCCGUGUAAAGACUCCGUCAUAGUCGCAAUCAGAGGGAGUGGAUAACUGUAUUUCACAGUAAUCUGAUUGAGACUGCGGUAAUCAAUACACGGGCGCAAACCUCCAUCCUUUUUCUUCACAAAAAAGAAACUCGAGGACGCAGGGGAAGUGGAGGGCCGUAUGUAUCCCUGUCUCAGAGACUCGGCUAUGUAAGUCUCCAUAGCUCUCUUCUCCUCUUGAGACAAAGGAUACACAUGGCUCCGCGGAAGCGCAGCUCCUACCUGGAGGUCUAUCGCACAAUCCCCCUGUCUAUGUGGUGGCAAUUGCGUCGCCUUCGCCUUACUAAACACAAGUGCUAAAUCCUCAUACUCGGGGGGAAUGUGCAAUGCGGGCACUUGGUUUGGACUCUCCACCGAGGUCGCCCCUACGGAAACGCCCAGACAUCGCCCUACACACUGGGCAGACCACUCCAUAAGAGCCCUCUGUUGCCACGAAAUAGAGGGAUUAUGGGUAAUCAACCAGGGAAGCCCCAGCACCACCGGAUACGCAGGAGAGUCAAUAAGAUAUAGCUGUAUAGUCUCCUCAUGACCCUCCUGCGUCACCAUCCUAAGUGGAGCUGUGACCUCCCUAAUCAACCCCGAUCCCAACGGACGGCUAUCUAGAGCAUGUACAGGGAAAGGAUUGUUGACAGGAAGGAGGGGAAUCCCUAACUCUGCACAAAAUCUCCGAUCUAUAAAAUUCCCAGCUGCGCCUGAAUCUACUAGCGCCUUAUGCUGGGAACGAGGUGCAACCUGUGGGAAGCAAACAGGUAUGGUUAGGUGCACAACAGAGAGCUCUGGGUAAGUGGGGCGCCUACUCACCUGGAAGGACUCCCCAGUGCGUGGCCUGCCGUCUCGUCCCCUAGGAGACCCCCCCCAGCACCUGGCCGCAGUGUGUCCUCCACGGCCACAGUUGGUACAGGGGUUGGUCCCCCUGGGGCUCCUUCUCCUCUCCUCUCUAGCGCCAGCACCCCCGAGCUCCAUAGGACUAGGCUCGGAGGUGCUGGAGGGUGGAAUGGACGACCCCCACUCAGGACGUCCGCGGGUGGCCAGCAGGGUGUCUAGGCGAAUGGCCAUAUCCACCAACUGGUCAAACGUGAGGGUGGUGUCCCUGCAGGCCAACUCACGACGGACAUCCUCCCGUAGGCUGCAGCGGAAGUGGUCUAUGAGGGCCCGCUCAUUCCACCCUGCGUCUGCCGCUAGAGUCCGGAACUCCAGUGCAAACUCCUGGGUGCUCCUCUUCCCCUGUCGGAGGUAGAAUAGACGUUCUCCCGCCGCCUUCCCCUCAGGUGGAUGGUCGAAUACAGCCCUGAAGCGACGGGAGAACUCCGCAUAGGUGAUCGUCGCGGGGUCUAUUCUCCUCCAUUCGGCGCUGGCCCACUCCAACGCCUUGCCGGUGAGACAGGAGAUGAGGGCGGAAACGCUCUCGUGUCCCGACGGCACCGGGUGUACGGUGGCGAGGUAGAGUUCAACUUGUAGGAGGAAACCUUGACACCCGGCAGCGGUACCAUCAUACGCCCUCGGGAGCGAGAGCCGAAUCCCACUGGGUUCCGGAGCGUGGACAAAAGGACUGACCGGUGCUGGUGGUAAUGUGGGAGGAGGCGUGGGUGCCCAACUGGUCUCCAGGCGAUGCAGGGUAUUCAUUACUCCCUGAAGAGCGUUGGUGAUCUGGGCUAUCCUGUCAUCCUGUCCGCGGACGCGCUCCUCCCAUGACUCGGUCGCUGCUGCUGCUCCUGCUGAUUCCAUGAGUGGUGUGUAGUUCUGUCAGAGCUGGCGUGGGGGUGGUGUGGAAAUCAGAUGCAGGAUGCAGAAGUAGUCCAAAAUACUUUAAUCAAGUCCACAGAAUGAACGGCUACAAACAGAGCCGGAGGCACAAGAAAAAAAACGCACUCAGCGUAAUAAACCAAACACGCACAAUAGUGCGGACUCUCUACAGAAAUAGAGCAUAAACUUGACAUGGAAACACCUGCUGACAAUGAACAACUACACACAACCACAAGACAGAAACAACGAGAACUUAAAGGACACAUAAUCAAGACAAAAUGAGAAACAGGUGUACCAAAACAGACCAAACCAAACGAACACAGAAACAACGAACGGUGGCAGCUAGUACUCCGGGGACGACGACCGCCGAAGCCUGCCCGAACAAGGAGAAGGAGCAGCCUCGGCAGAAACCGUGACAUUGAUCUAAGUGUCAAGAUUAUAUAUAUGUUUCAACCAACGAUUUUCAUUCAUCUUUAUUGUUUCUUUCCACUCACAGAAACUGUAUCAUGUUCCUUUUCAACUAUAAAUCUAUUGGACCAUGAAAUGUUUGUUCAAUUAGCUAAAUUGAGCAUAUCCCAUAAAAUCUAUAAUCUCAAGGAAGACAUUUGCCUGGUACCUCCUGGACACACACACACAGACACAGACACACACACACACAGACACAGACACACACACACAGGUCUAAAACUACCUCCAGAGAGAGGAAGCUGGUUGGUAUAUUCAGAAUAUUUUGGAGUCUAUCAUUCUUCAAUGCAGUAGUUUCCUUCUCCCUAUGACUUUAGUCAAUCAGAACCGCUAUGUGGAUUUUAGGGGGAAACCUGUGAUGGAUUGUUUUACGUUUUUGUUAAAUACCUAAUUCAGCUACUGAAUUGUUCAUCCACAUUUCUGCAAGUUUCAGCUUGUUGCCCAGCAACAACUCUUAUGCACAUACUGUACCAUUGUUUACCUUUCACCUCUUUAUUUCUACAAUGCAAAUAUUCCCUGGGAAUAUAUUGGAAUAUGUCUAUUGCUGUGGAGAGUAUCAAAGGCCCUGUCCAGAAAUAACUGCUAGCUCCUACCGCCUACUCACUAGACACUUGUGGAGAUCUGAGAGGAUUGGACAGAUGUAAGCAAGCCUAUCAGAGGGUACAAGAGGCCUAGGUGGAGCUAUACUGCUUAAACCUAUCAAAUCCUCUCAGAUCUCCAAGUGUAAAACAGGUACGGACUAGCGUUUGUUUCUGGACAGGGCCACAGUCUCACAUCCUUCCUCGUCAGACAACUGGUUCCAGAAGAAGUGAGUUCACAACGUCGCCGAGUUCCAGCAACGCUUCGACGUCCAGCUGACCAAUGGCGAGAGCCCAAAGAGGCUGCGCGACCUCUACUUCCUCUACCUGAUGGAGCAGCGUGCACUGGCCAAGUUCUGCCUCUCCUCCAGCUGUACACUGGCCAGCCCACCCAGGAACCAACGACACAAACUCCUGCUCCUAGAGCUCUUCCAGGUGGCUAAGUGAGUGUACUGCAGGCUGCAGGCAAAGAAUAACUGGCUCACUCACCAGGGUCAUGUUCAUUAGGGGCACGCAAUGGAAAAUGAGCGUUGCUUAUAGGACAAGUCCAAGUAGACCAUCCCAUUUUCAGCCUGUUUCUUCCGUUUGGUGGCUAAUGAAGAAUUAGAAGUGUAUUGAUAUAGUCGUCCCACUUUGAACGAACAACAACUUAUAAAGGCUUUAUGAUGUUCUAGGCAGUGGAGGCUGCUGAGGGGAGGACGGCUCAUAAUAAUGGCUGGAAUGGAGUCAAUGGAAUGGUAUCAACCACAUAAAAACCAUGUGUUUGAUACCAUUCCAUUGACUCCAUUCCAACCAUUAUGAAUCGUCCUCCCCUAAGCAGCCUCCACUGGUUCUAAGGCAUUCCUACAGUCUUCAGAAGAAUUCCUUAGAUGCCUCACAAAUAAUAUAAGCAGUAAUACGUCAUAAAAGAUUAUAUAAAAGGUUCUUACAUCCUGACCUCAGGUCUUUCCCUCUGCACUUUGAUGAGACAUCUCUGUUUGCUGGGAAUAUGGAAGAAGCUGCCACGCUCAAGGUCGGUAUGCCAUAUAUGCCUAUAGUAUAUACCACUCAUAAGACUGUAGCGCUGUCCAACUGAGAUUGUGAAAAAAAGUAGAGACUAUACCUCCUAGUCUCCCCUUUUCAUGGGAUUUGUGUGCCCUUUGGGACGGCAGUAACGAUAAUGUGCUGUGGCCACAUACUCAUUCAAUUGAGAUAGUAGUCCUAUCUGAUAAACUAACACCACUAUCUGUGCUUCUCUUUCUCUUGUUGUUAACGUCAGGAGGACUUUAGGCUGACCUUCUGCAACAUCUCCAGGAUAAUGGGCUGCAUGGGCUGCGUUAAGUGCAGGCUCUGGGGCAAACUGCAGGUGAGUGAACAGGAAAGUUCCCUUUACUCUGUGUGUGUGUGUGUGUGUGUGUGUGUGUGUGUGUUGGGGGAGGGAUAUUUGACUGCUCAGAAACAUAUUGUGGUGAUACAAAGAUCUAUUUUAGUUAGUGAGGUAAUAUUGUUGUUAUACUGUGACCAAUGUAGGUGACAUUAGGGUGACAUUAGGUCAGUGGAGGCUUCUCAGAUGAGGAACGGGAGGACCAUCCUCCUCAGUGAAUUUCAUACAAAUAAAAAUAGUGGGAAAAACAGUUAUCCUUUUAAAAUAAAACUAUAAUCAAUAUAUUCACGUCACCAAAUAAUUGAUUAAAACACACUGUUUUGCAAUGAAGGCCUACAGUAGCCUCAACAGCACUCUGUAGGGUAGCACCAUGGUGUAGCCGGAGGACAACUAGUUUCUGUCCUCCACUGGGUACAUUGACUUCAAUACAAAACCUGGGAGGCUCAUGGUUCUCACCCCUUCCAUAGACUUACACAGUAAUUAUGACAACUUCCAGAGGACGUCCUCCAACGAAUCAGAGCUCUUGCAGCAUGAACUGACAUGUUGUCCACCCAAUCAAAGAAUCACAUAAUUAAUCUAGUACUGAAAGCUACAUCUAGCUAGCACUGCAGUGCAUAAAAUGUGGUGAGUAGUUGACUCAAAGAGAGAGAAAGACAACAGUUUUGAACAAAUUCAUUGCUUCAGAAAUGUAUUUUUAUUUUACCUUUAUUUAACUAGGCAAGUCAGUUAAGAACAAUAUCUUAUUUACAAUGACGGCCUACACAGUGGUCCUCUGUAGCUCAGCUGGUAGAGCACGGCGCUUGUAACGCCAAGGUAGUGGGUUCGAUCCCCGGGACCACCCAUACACAAAAAAAUGUAUGCACGCAUCACUGUAAGUUGCUUUGGAUAAAAGCGUCUGCUAAAUGGCUUAUUAUUAUUACACCGGCCAAACCCGGACGACGCUGGGCCAAUUGUGCGCCGCCCUAUGGGACUCCCAAUCACGGCCGGUUGUGAUACAGCCUGGGAUCGAACCAGGUGGUCUGUAGUGACGCCUCAAGCACUGAUAUGCAGUGCCUUAGACCGCUGCGCCACUCGGGAGCCCCAUGAAAUGAAGGAGAAGCUAUAUUUUGUUGUAUUUAUUUUACUUUAACUUUCACAGCUAGUGAUUGCAGCUAGCUAGUUUAGCCUACUCAAAUACCCUGCUCAAACAGAGAGGAAUGCUAUGUUAGCUAGCUGGCUAUGCAACACUGGAACUCUUCCAAGUCAAGGUAAGCUUUUGGUUUGAGUAAUUUAUUGCCACCGGGGCCCGCCGGUGUAACUGCUAAACUGCUUGCUUACUGUACACUAUACUGUAUGAUUGUAGCGGAUUUACUAACGCGUUAGUUCUAGUAUCUAUGUUGACUAUGACGUUAGUUAAUAUGGUGACAACGAUAUAGGCUGUGGUUAGCAGUUAUGAUAUGAAGGUUUGGCUUGGAAAGUUUUUUUCACCAGGUCAAAUACAGCUGAUGUGUUGUGCACUGAAGUCCACAAGCAAAGGGAAAAGGUGAGAGGAGGAGAGCACGUAUAUGCGAGAAGGAAUCAUUCAACAAGAAAAGUGAUCAUGCUGUUUGUAUGUGACUGCUAUGAAAGUUAACUGUGUUUGCGUGUGAUCAGGGGUGUAUUCAUUCUGCCAAUUCUGUUGAAAAACUUUUCUUAAACUGAAGCAGAAAAACCUUCCUUAAACGGAAGCAGAACGAAACGGGGAUAAACAUACCUGAAUUUGUCCAAUAGAAACUCACAUUUGCAACUGUUGGACUAAUGAUUACAUUAGAGUGUGCAAGGAGGUAUUGAAUGUGUCACUGUCUGUCACCGUGAUUACUAAAAUGUAUCUCGACCUGUGCACCUACGCUGUAAACUUUGAUUCAUAGGCUAGGUUGUAGCAACCUCAUGAUGGGUAUGGGGAAAAUUCAAGUAUCAUGUAGUAGCCUAAACCUAUCGAUGUUACAUUGAGCUGGGUGAAUGGAAUAGAAAUAAGGCCAUGCUUAUAAAUAAAAUGUGCGUCCUCCCUCAUCUUAAACAGCACCGACCACCACUGCAUUAGGUUGUUAUGAAUGCUUAAAGUAUGUUCUCGAAUCCCCAUGCAGACCCAAGGGUUAGGCACAGCCCUGAAGAUCUUGUUUUCCGAGCGACAGAUCGAGGCUCAAAUCCAGCAGUGGCCAGCCCAUUUUCCAGCUCAGCCGCCAAGAGAUAUUGUCCCUCAUCAUUGCCUUUGGA